AUGCAACGCUGCGUGUCAGGACGAGAUAUACCGACCACGGAUGGAUGGACGCUGCAGAGGCGGGAUGGUCGCUUUCCGUUUUAAAACUCCUCACGAUUUCAUCACCACGAAAUAAGAGACUUCCGGUUAGGUUUGUUUAUUUACUUUUUUUUUUAAACAAAUUAAAGCAGAUGUUUUGUUUUAUGAGUGGUUACUCCUAUGUAUGGCGCUGGUGGGAAAAUCGUUUUAAUUGUAAAUAUUGUUCUGAGAUGGGCGACCCCGUAAGGGACAAGCGGUAGAAAAAUUGUUUGAACAAGGAAACGUCAACCACUCAUAAAUCAAACAUAAAACGCAAUACAUUUUCGAGAGAGGAGCGUUUUUUUUUUUUUUUUUGGAAAGCUCUCGCCGCCGCCUUUUAUUUUGAAAGGGCAAAUCACUUCCUUUCCGGCGGGGGUCCACGUCACGUGACAGCAGCUGGUCAGCGCGGCUCGUGCGGCGGACCCGAUCGGAGCUCGCCAGCGGAGACGAGCUGGCCCACACGCCGGAGGACGACGUCGCCCGCCCCGCAGCCUCCCGGACUGACCCCCGCUCCCGCGACAUCUCCUCCCGCCUCCGUGCCGCCGCCGCCGCCGCCGCCGCCGCCGCCGUCCCUGUCCGAGCCGGGUCGUAGCGAAGGGGGGGAGUGGGGGUCCAGCGCGGGGCGAGCGAGCGACCAGCAUGGACCCCCGAGCAGCGACUGAGCGCCCCGGUGGUGCCGACGGCGGAGAGUCGGAGUCCGCAGCCGGCUCGGAGGAGGCUGCGGCGGGCUGCGGCAGCGACACGUUCAGCAGCCUGCCCGACAUGGACCAGGAGAGCCUGGAGGAGAAGCUGCGGGGACUGGCCUUCCGGAAACAGACGUCGUAUCGGAAGGCCAUCUCUCGCUCAGGCCUGCAGCACCUGGGCCCGGCCCAGCACGCCCUGCCUCCCGCCUCCAACGGGCCCAACAAGGAGCUGAGGACCUGCGUGGACUGGACGGAGAACGCGGUGAACGGGGAUCACCUGUGGAUGGAGACCAGCUGCUCAGGGGAGCUGUGCUACCUGGGAGAGGACGCCUGCCUCCUGAAGGCGGCGAAGUCGGCCCCCAGGAAGAAAUGUGCCGCCUGCAAGAUCGUGGUUCACACGGGCUGCAUGGAACAGCUCGAGAAGAUCAACUUCAGGUGCAAGCCAACUUUCAGAGAGGGAGGAUCACGUUGCCUCAGAGAUCAGAACGUGUUGAGACAUCACUGGGUGCACAGAAGAAGGCAGGAGGGCAAGUGCAAACAGUGUGGAAAGAGUUUCCAGCAGAAGUUUUUCCACAGUAAAGAAAUCAUCGCCAUCAGCUGUUCUUGGUGCAAACAAGCUUUCCACAACAAGGUGACGUGUUUCAUGCUGCACCAGAUCGAGGAGCCAUGUUCACUCGGGGCGCACGCCGGCGUCAUCGUGCCGCCGUCGUGGAUCAUCAAAGUCAGGAAACCACAGAACUCACUGAAGAACUCGGCCAGAAGAAAAAAGCGGACGUCCUUUAAGCGCAGGACCAGCAAGAAGGGACUGGACGAAUCCAAAUGGCGGCCGUUCAUGCUGAAGCCCCUCCCCUGCCCCCUCAUGAAGCCCAUCCUGGUCUUUGUCAAUCCAAAGAGUGGAGGCAAUCAGGGCGCCAAAGUGCUCCAGAUGUUCAUGUGGAUCUUGAACCCGCGGCAAGUCUUUGACCUGUCUCAGGGCGGCCUUCGAGAGGCGUUGGAGUUGUAUCGGAAAGUGCCAAACCUGAGGAUCCUCGCCUGCGGAGGAGACGGCACGGUGGGAUGGAUCCUGUCCACGUUGGACGAGCUACAGAUGACCCCCCAGCCACCGGUGGCCGUACUUCCUCUGGGAACAGGAAAUGACCUCGCCAGGACGCUCAACUGGGGUGGGGGCUACACGGACGAGCCGGUGUCCAAGGUCCUGUGUCACGUGGAGGACGGCUCGGUGGUGCAGCUGGACAGGUGGAACCUCCACGUGGAGAAGAGCGCCGUCCAGCCAGAGGACGGCACGCAGAAGCUGCCUCUAAACGUGUUCAACAACUACUUCAGCCUGGGCUUCGACGCUCACGUCACCCUGGAGUUCCACGAGUCCAGAGAGGCCAACCCGGAAAAGUUUAAUAGUCGCUUCCGCAACAAGAUGUUCUAUGCAGGAGCCGCCUUCUCGGAUUUCCUCCAGAGGAGCUCGAGGGACUUGUCCAAGCACGUCCGAGUGGUGUGUGACGGCACAGACCUGACUACAAAGAUCCAGGAGCUGAAAUUCCAGUGCAUUGUGUUUCUCAACAUUCCCAGAUACUGCGCGGGCACCAUGCCGUGGGGGAACACGGGCGACCACCGCGACUUUGAGCCGCAGCGCCACGACGACGGCUGCAUCGAGGUCAUCGGCUUCACCAUGGCCUCACUGGCGGCGCUACAAGUGGGCGGCCACGGCGAGAGGCUGCACCAGUGCCGGGAGGUGAUCCUCACCACGUACAAGACCGUGCCUGUUCAGGUGGACGGCGAGCCCUGCCGGCUGGCUCCGUCCACGCUCCGCAUCUCGCUGCGCAACCAGGCCAACAUGGUGCAGAAGAGCAAGAGGCGCACCUCUGUGCCCCUACUCAACGAUAUUCAGAAGGUGUGUGCAGCUGAUCUGCGCCGCCUCUCUGCUCCCCCUGACUCCUUCUCUGUUCCGCACGCCGUCCCGGAUCGCCUCCGCCUGCGAGUGAAUCGGAUCAGCCUGCAGGAGUACGACAGGCUGCAGUACGACAAAGAGCGCCUGCGAGACAUCUCUAUCCCGGUAGGAAUCGUGGUGGUGAGAGGCGACUGUGACCUGGAGACGUGUCGGCUCUACAUCGACAGGCUGCAGGAGGAUUUGCACCAGGCGCCCUCUGGAGGUCACAGAGUGCACUACCAGGAUGAGAGCAGAGGCGUCCUCAGGUUCACGGCCACCGGCAGACUGUCUUCCAACUGGAGCUUCUUAGAUUGUGAGUCGAGGCAGAAGGCCUCCACCUUUGACCUCCACGCUAACCUUGGUUGUCCUUCGUGGUCCGCAGCGACGUCGGCCGACCGCUUCUAUCGCAUCGACAAGGCUCAGGAGCACCUCCACUUCGUCACAGAGAUCUGCCAGGACGAGGUCUUCAUCCUGGACCAGGAGGUUCCUGCAGGAGGCCACGGCUCGUCCACGGGGAUGCCCGACCUGGUGGUGGAGCCCAGUGCUGGUGCUCCUCUGACGCCUGAGGAACAAGCUUUGUUGGCAGCUGCCAGCUCAGGGGACAUCUCCAUGUUGUCAGAGUGUGUGUAUCGUGGCGUCAGCCUGCUGGUGCGUGACGCUGGAGGUUGCUCGGCGCUGCACAAAGCUUCUCAGAAGGGACACGCCCAGCUGGUGGUCUUCAUCCUGCAGCAGGGAUCCAAAGUGCUUCUUGACCUGCCCGACAGAGAAAAAGGGGACACCGCUUUGCACAAAGCCGCCUUGGAGAAGCAGCAUGCAGUGUGUCGACUGCUAGUGGAGGCAGGAGCAUCGCUGGAGAAAACCAACUUUCAGGGGAAGACGCCAGUGGACCAAGCGGAGGGAGACUCUGAGCUGACCUCCUACCUGAGCAGCCAAAAAACCUCCUCGCCGCCCCACGAGGACUUGGAAACAGCAGUCUGACACACACUUACACACACACUUACAUACUGACACACGCACACACUUAUGUACUGACACACUCUCACGCUGACACUGUGCAUCAAAAAGCGAAGGGGCGUGUCUCAGUCCACAGCAGCGGCGGACAAUCUUUGAUUUGCUCAGCUAUUUAUUUCUAUUUAUUUAUUCCUAAUUGUAUUUAUUGGCGGCGGUGCUGUCGGAGCGAAAGUGCACUUUGUCCAGGUGGGGACCGGAAGUGUGUUUCAGGACGUUCACGCUUUACGUUCAGCCCAUCAAACCUUUUGUGCCAAAGACGUGACGCGGGUGUCACUUCUCCGUCGUCUUGCUCUCCUAGGAAAACCAUGGCUUUGAAUACCAAAUGUAUGCUUAUGUCACGCUGGCUGUCACCUCGUACCAGUCCACACGCUUCUUGAUUGGCUUCUCAUUUCUUGUAAAGCAAACUAUCAGUGCCCCCUUGUGGCUGAUUGCAUGAACCCCGCCUCUUCCACGCCCAGUGACGUCAUUUGGGAGAAAGCAUGGUGUCAUAGCAAGGCCAAAAUCACACAGGAAAAACAUUCUGCGCUCGCUUGGCUUUUGUGCACACGUUCCUUUGUCUUGGAACAUAGGGCGGGCCUUAGAUACACAGCCCUCCUUUCUGAUUGGUCACUUUAACCCUCGUGCAACUUUUACAUUGACUACAUACACACUUACUACUCUUCGGGUCCGAAAGGGACCCCACACAUAAAAGUAUAUAAAACCAGCCCCAGCUGGGCAAUCUACUCACUUGCCGCUGGCUUCGAGGCCGGCCCUUACACACCCCGCUCCGCGGCAGGCCUGCAGGCCACGCCCCCCUCCACAGUACUGUACUGUGAAAUCUACUAAUAAAAGUUUAAAUCAAUCAAAAUUUUCACCCCUGGUGGUGAGAUCUAUCAAAAUGAGGGUGGUCCUAAAAAGGAGGGAUUUUUCAAAUUGACUGUGUGUCGCUUUUAAAAGUGCUCCCCCUCGGGUCAACGUAUGAAAUAACAAGUGUGUGUAAAAAUUUGAAGUGCUCCCCCUCUGGCCAACAUAAAAUAACAAUUUUGUGUAAAAAUUUGAAGUGCUCCCCCUCUGGUCAACAUAUGAAAUAACAAAUGUGUGUAAAAAUUUGAAGUGGUCCCCCUCUGGUCAACAUAUGAAAAGCAAGUGUGUGUAAAAAUUUGAAGUGCUCCCCCUAUGGCCAACAUAUGUAAUAAGUGUGUGUAAGAAAUUGAAAUGUUCCCCUUUUGGCCACAAUUAAUUAAAAAAAAAAAAAAAAUUAUAUAUUGGUCACUUUAACCCUGGCGCAAUUUUUUUUUUUUUACAUUGACUAUACACACUUACUACUCUUCAAGUCCGAAAGGGACCACACACAUAAAAGUAUAUAAAAUAAAAAUGUAAUAUUUUUUAUUUUACUUUAAUAAUAAUAUAUUUUAUUUGUAAAAAGCACUUUACA
Entelurus aequoreus (snake pipefish) is the source of this 5086-nucleotide messenger RNA. It is a transcript of the gene dgki, whose product is annotated as diacylglycerol kinase, iota. The transcript has 33 exons. Gene Ontology annotation, cellular component: nucleus. Lineage: Eukaryota; Metazoa; Chordata; Actinopteri; Syngnathiformes; Syngnathidae. Bases 697 to 3639 code for a protein of 980 amino acids. Gene Ontology annotation, biological process: diacylglycerol metabolic process; lipid phosphorylation; regulation of synaptic transmission, glutamatergic. Gene Ontology annotation, molecular function: protein binding; ATP-dependent diacylglycerol kinase activity. The record is from RefSeq and is a predicted model, not a curated record.